This is a messenger RNA of Ambispora gerdemannii, 655 nucleotides long. NCBI's taxonomy places the organism in Eukaryota, Fungi, Glomeromycota, Glomeromycetes, Archaeosporales, Ambisporaceae. The record is from the annotation of a GenBank genome assembly.
AUCAACGGACAGUACUCUAAGACUCUGGGAUACCAAUACAAAUUUGUGUGCAAGAACCUUCACUGGACACAUAAAUGAAAAAAAUUUCGUUGGUCUUACUACGACCUCCGAUUGGAUUGCGUGUGGAAGUGAGGAUAAUUUGAUUUUUGCAUAUUACAAAAAUUUGUGCCAGCCAGUUGUCCGAUUACCAUAUGACUGUAGACUCAGAUGUUCUGGUGCAACGCAUCUCAAUUCCAGGAAAACAGUUGACUAUAUUAUCGAGUUAAAGACACCUAAACCAAUACCUCCUCUAUCUACGAUCAUUCCUUCUGAUUUGUCAUCUAUUCUUUCUUCACAAACUGAUAAAGAUAAAUUUGAGCCCAUAAAACAGUCUUCGCCAAACAAGUCCCAAUAUGCGUUAUAUGACAACAAUGAAGGGUUUUUAAAAUGCACACCUGGAAUUCAACAAAAACACCAAGUACAAAUUGAUCUUGCUGAUGAUGAUCGAACUAUUACUAUCACUGCGGAGAAUUUGGUGAUCGAAGAAAACGGCUCGGAGAUUGAAAAUAAUCUCUCCACGAUGCAUGCAGAUCAUCCAGUUAACGUCAAUGUUGAGCAUGGCAUUACAACUGCAAAGUUUAAAAUUAAGGCUAAUAAAAGAAAAGUUAUCAUAUAA